Molecule: messenger RNA, 2755 nt
Organism: Aedes aegypti (yellow fever mosquito)
Lineage: Eukaryota; Metazoa; Arthropoda; Insecta; Diptera; Culicidae
Gene: Scp1
Product: sarcoplasmic calcium-binding protein 1
Exons: 6
Coding region: 147-722 (191 amino acids)
Molecular function (GO): calcium ion binding
Source: RefSeq, a predicted model, not a curated record
GGGGCACUUUUAUCAGUUUGGUAGCCGCGUAAAAGUUUUUAAAACUGAGCACCACAAAACAUUACUCUCAAGAUUGUUUUAGUCUUCGACGGGAGUUGGUUUAGACAAUUAGUUCAAGUAGAACCUAAAUUAAUACCAAAAUCAAAAUGAGUUACCCAUGGGAAAAGCGCGUCGAAUUCAUCGUCGGCCACAUGUACGAUAUUGACAACAAUGGCUUCCUGGAUAACAACGACUUCAUGUGCAUGGCCCUGCGUGCCACCGUCGUCGAGGGCAAGGGCACCAUCAACCCAGCACGCCUGAACGAAUACCGGACCAUCAUGAAGGCUCUGUGGGAUGAGAUCUCUGCCCUUGCCGAUUUAGAUCACGACGGUAAGAUCACCACCGAAGAGUUCAAGGAUGCCGUCAAAGCUACCUGCGUUGGAAAGUCCUACUCCGACUUCCCCAAGGCCAUGAAGGCAUUCAUCGAUGCCCACUACCAGAUGAUGGACAUCAACAACGACGGUCUGGUCAGCAUAGAAGAGUACCGUUAUAACUGCAUCUCCAGAAUCGCCAUGGAUGACAUCAAGAAGGUCGAUGAUUCCUACAACCAGCUCGUCAGUGACGAGGACAACAAGCGCGGUGGAAUCACCCUGCAGAGAUACCAGGAACUGUACGCCCAGUUCAUGGGUAACGAGAGCGACAAGUGCGCAGCCAUCUUCCUGUACGGCCCAAUCCCAGAAUAAGCCGUUUAAACCAACAUUCGAAGAUUCACCAUUUCAUCCCUGAGAACCACCAAAUACCAACACACCCGAACUGUGUGCUUCUGCUUGACGAAGAUUGAAACUCCAUCCUAGCUUAUUCGUCGGGCAAAGGCCGUAAAAUAACAUCACCAUCAUCAAGAACAACAACAAGAUGAAGAAUGAUGCUAGAAGUGAGAAAGAGGAAAAGAUCUAAAUCAACUUCUCGAUCAAACAACAUCCUGAGUCGAAUACUAAAACAUCCCAAUCUGACUUGAAUAAACAACAACAUCAAAGCAGAAAAACCUAUGUUAAUCGUAUGAAAAUUUUAAUAAAAAAAAUCAAACUACCAAACUCUAGCGAUCCCAACCGAUUCAGAUAACAGCCCGAAUCACGAAAGCCUCUUUCCUCAGGCGGUAGUUCAAUCGGUGAUCCUCGGACCGUACGAUCCUAACGACCAUCCCGCAGAUCGUUCGGUGAAAGCCACGUUCCAAGAAAACAUCCCACAGGAUCACGGUUGCCAUGAUUAGCAGAAUGGAACACCAACGCCUACUGCGAUUCGAAAGGUAGACGUUGGUUGAUUGACGAGUUCGCGGGUGACCACCAUCCAAGUGCGCGUUGAUCGGCUUUUUCCAAACAGCUUUAAUUUUUGCUUUCGUUUUUAUUUUUGUGUUGGAACAGCUGGAACAGCAGAUUUGCUUGCGCAAAUCGUUUUAGCCAGUUCUAUUACGAAAAGGAAACCAUUUUCGUUCAUAUUUGUACAUAAAAAACCAAGUGAGAAUCAAUAUCAACCGUUUAACUUUAAUCGUGAAACGUUCAAUUUGAGAAUGAUUUUUUUCUGGAAACAUACUAACUAUUAGCGAUUAAUGGACACAACAAUAUAUAAUGUUAAUGUUUUUUUACUGAAACUACUUUUUUCUACUCUAAUUAUUAUUGUUCAUAUAUGUUACGGUGUUUAAAAUGUUAGCUUUAAUGUUUAAGAAAUAUUUCUCGCCUCCUUCUUUGAAAGUUUGAAAAUCUGUUAUAACAUCGACAGCAUGCACACCAACAUCGUGCGAAAUUGAGGUUAUGUCAUAAUGUUCGUUUGUAAUAAUACCAUCAAGAUCAAGGAAAUAACAUCAAGCAUAUAACAAAUUAAAGAAGGUUUGUUAGUUUAUAACUAUUUAAAUAACUAGUAAUUAACUGCUAAGUGAAUGAAAAGACAGAAAAUGUUUAAAAAAUAGCUAGGUUAUGUAUUUUUAAUGUUACUCAGCGUAGGAAUCUAUCUUCGAAACAAAAAAAAAAGAAGAACCAACUGUUAUCACUUACUUUACCGUACUAUUGUAAUUUUAUGAAACUGUACUAGAACUUGCAGCAAAAGCAGUGAUUAUUUCCUGACAAAUGAAAGCUACAACCAAUGUGUAGACAACAUCUUCGGUAAUGUCAACUUUGCUACUCUUUUUUGUCUAGAAAUAACAACUCACUAGAGACAAGACGAAAACUAGUUUGACUAAAAUAACACCACAUUUAAACUAUAGAUAAACAAUUAUAGUUGCGAGGUAGUUUGUCCCAUUAGUUAUCCUUUAAUUGCGUGUGUCGUAGUGAUCCCUAUUAAGAACAACAACUAAAAAAACAACAUCUUCAAAUGGAAACAACAACAGCUGAAAUCUUUUAAACUUUACAGAGAACUCAUGAUAAGAUUUAAAUUUUAUUUUUUGUUUGAAUAAUCACUGUUUUUUCUCCACCUGGAAACCUGAAUUAUCCCAUAAAUUAAUGUAAAGAGAAACUUUGCUUAGUUGUAUGAUAAAAACUCGUCAGAAUAAUUAAUAAUAACUUAGAACCACGGGCAAAUAGCAUGAAUUAUUUAUUAUCCAAGUUCAUUUUUAAGGACGAAAAAGUAUACAUUUUAGAGAACUCCACCACCUAAUAGUGUGUAUAUGCUUUAUUCUUAAAAGUGUUCGGCCGCCCGUCUGACCCAACACCACCCGGACGCGGCCAAUGGUGCGAAAACAAAAAAGGUCAUAAUAAAUAAUUUGUCUUAUUUAUACAUUCGUAUCAAA